Molecule: messenger RNA, 1841 nt
Organism: Theobroma cacao (cacao)
Lineage: Eukaryota; Viridiplantae; Streptophyta; Magnoliopsida; Malvales; Malvaceae
Gene: LATE
Product: C2H2-like zinc finger protein
Biological process (GO): negative regulation of abscisic acid-activated signaling pathway
Source: RefSeq, a predicted model, not a curated record
AGCAGGGCAUCUCUUUAUAUGUAUCUUGGUUUAAGUUUAAGAAUUGGCCAAAAAAAAAAGAUGACGGAUGCCGCGUGGAGGGAAACACGGGGACCAAGACGAGUUGAAGAGCAUUGGGUUGUCCACACUAGGUCCAGAAAAUGCUAGGCAAGGAAUGGAUGGAAAAGCGACAAAUUGCAUGGGAUUGGCGGUGGCGGGAGCUGCUCUCGUAACAAAAUUUAAAAAAGGACGGAGGAAUGCAGCACAAGAGCCAAUUUGCAUGCCGAAAGAGAGAGAGAAGGGGCGCUGAACAUUUAGGCACCUACCACUCAGUUUCAGAUCAAGUGGGGACUGACUUUUAACUUUUAAGGCACCCAAUCCUUCCCCAUUGGCCAUUGAAUAUCACAAACCUGAUCUUUCAAGCUCAGCCCUCUGACAAUCUGACUUCCAUUGAUUCAUAACAAGCCUCUCCAAAUCGACACCAUGUGGAUGUCUUUAAGUUUGCCAAAAUGAAACUACCCCUUGAUCAAUGUAGCACAAAGUCAACGCUACCCCUCGUUCCCUUGCGAUGCGAAAUGCAAAAUGCUGGUCGUAACAGGGCAGGCAGCGAAAGAAAUGUCUUCUUGGCUAUUAGAGAAGCUGAUUAUCCACCAAUAUUACUGCCUGCCUUGGAUUGAUCAUGACAAGGCAAAAUUGAGAAGCCAUGAGUUAAAAGUUGCAGGAAGAAAAGAAAACAGAAAUGGUCUGGAAAACGCUAAUUGUCAGAGAGAGGAGAAGAAAAGAUUCCAUUUUCCAACCCAAAACACAUUUCUUCCCACCAAUGCCACGCUUCGCGUCUGCAUGCAGAAACGUCUUCGAGAAUACUUCCCCACUUAUCUCUUUUGCCCUUAUCUCUUCUGUUCCCAAGCCCAUACGGUCCCCUCCAUUUAAUAAUUAUGCUCAGAGCCUUCACAUUUUCCAACUCUUGAGAACUUGGGCUUCUGAACUCUCUUUUUUUUAUCAGAUCACCCACCAAAAGCUAGCUACGUCAGUUGCAUUCUUUGCUACUUCUUAAUUCAGUUCCUCCAUUAACCCUUCUCCCACCCCACCCCAUUUCUUCUUCUUUUUUCACAAAGGCAUGGAAGAUGAUCAUCGAGAGAAAGUUUCCCAAACCAAGGUAGACGACGGAACAACAAGAGUUUUCCCUUGUUUAUUCUGUUCUAGGAAGUUUUACAGCUCUCAAGCCUUGGGAGGCCACCAAAAUGCCCACAAGAAAGAAAGAAGUGCUGCAAGAAAGGCUAAACGGGCAUCCGAAUAUGGACCGACCAGCUUCUCAUCUUCUCCGACAUUGCCUAUGGUUUAUGCACCAGCAAGCCACCAUUUAGGAACUUUACACCCUCCAAUGUAUAUAACAGCCCAUGCUGCCAACUUGCGUUGUUUCCCUAAUAAUCACCAUAUAUCAGACAGAUUCGGAUCCAAUGGAGCCGCCAGGUUCGAUAACAAGGUGGUGUUUUAUGGUGGGAGUAGCAAUGGAUAUCACCACCACCAUCAUCAUCAGUUUGAAGAAGAGGAGCAAAGUCACUUGAAUUGGCAGAGGAGCAUAAGAUGCAAUAGAGGCUUGUCUCAGCGGCUAGCAAUGGCGGAUAGCAAUCAAGGCGCUGGGAGUGCCGAUCAUAAGGACAAAGAUCAAAAGCUUGACCUAUCUCUUCAUUUAUGAAGAAGAGAGAAUAUUGAUGGGCAUGCAUUUUUGUUAGAGUAAUUAUUUGUUUGGCUUUCUAAAUAUGUUUUUUUACAAUAACGAUAUCUUGACUUCAUUCAUUCUUUUGCAAAUUGUUUGGAAGAGGGGGAACGCUGAAGUACGUACUAACAUUUCCAAUCAUCAA